AUGAGCAAUCCUUGUUCACAGCUAAACAGCAAAGUUAUAAGAGAUAAAGUGGAGUGUCACAUAGUAGCAGCAAUUGAGAAAACGUGUUCUGUUGUAGCAUUUAAGUGUGUUUGGAGAGUAAGCGAUAAAGAAAUUCAACAAGCCUGGAAUUGGAUCUGCGAAAAGCCAGAUGAAUGUGAUUUGGAAUUAUCGAAACUGAGCGAGGUUUGCUUUUUCUUUUCGGCAAUAAGCACCUCAAAGCUUGACAGCAAAAAGAAAAAAUCAACAACAUCAGAUGAAGGACGAGAAGUCGACGAGUCUAACGAAGAAUCUGCCAUAAACCCCUCGCAAAUUUCAACGCCUGGAAAGCAAGUUUUCCCAGCAAUUUCGUAUUGGGUGGCUUGCCAAACUCAAAAUGGUUCAGCUGUUAAUCCCAUGAAAAUUCAACGUGCUCUUGGGAAAUGCGGCCUCGAGUUCUAUCUUUCCAGGGCAUCAAGGAAAAAAAAUUCUCACGACUUAAACCAACUCUGCCAAGUUUUAAAAGAUCACAAGAAUCCUUGCUUGAUGAAUUUUGUGGAGGCUUCUUAUCAGCAUUGUCUCAGGUUAGUAUACUCAAUGCAAAACUGUUAUAGUAAAGGCUAUAGUUAACCAAAGAAAUCAACACCUAGGAGUCCACCCUUAUUGUUGCCAUCUUCUCGUUGUCAAGCAAUGUCUCUAAUUAACUGUUUUGACUCAAAUACGUAACAAUAUGCAAGGGUGCAAGUGGCUUAUUAAGUGCGAUUUAGACCAUCUGGGAAUUUCAACACGAAAAAGAGCAUUAAUUCAAACUUUGAUGCGCUACUCAAAAAUUUAUUCUGAGAUAGUAAACUUGUCUGUUUUUUAUUCUUUAUUGACAGCGCCCUUCAAGACGAAAUAGAUAUUAGUGAUGAAGAACAGUCUCAAGAAAUGUUGUCGACAGAAAAUGUAGUUCGUGUGUGAGUGCUUAGGGAAGAAUUCAAACCGAUGAUGACUACAUCUAUCCGAGAAUUCCGCCGUGCUGGUUUGAAAAUCGAUUGUUUUGGUCUCUAUGAAAACAAAAGCAGCACCCCGGGCGUAGAAAUACCGUGUACACCAUAUAUGCCAUUGUCUUGCCCACUAACAGUUCUUUGUAACGACAUCCAUGCCGCAAUGAAAAAGCUUCAGUUUAGUGUCUACCGGGGAGAUGUGUACAAGAAAGUUGCAGAAUCACAGUUUAUUUUCAAGUUCCUUUGUUCCAUGAAGUCAUUUCUGUUAAAUCUUAUGGGGAACGAGUGCUUCAAAGGCAGGCUUGUCCAACAUUUUCCAAGAGUUCUACCACUUCUGAGUGAGCCAGAAAGUUCCCUGAUUGGCCAACUUAACAUAGAUCGAAACUUGGUUGAAGUGCAGAAUGGCUGGUUUUGGUCUUUCUCUGAAGGAGCUUUUGUACAAGGAGUGAUCCCAGAAUCAGAGGUGAGGGCAUACGUUUUCAUCAGUAAAGGUUGUUUUAAUUCCGUUAUCACAAUUUCCUUGGCUACAAUUUAUCUGCUGGCUAAAAUGACAAUGUAUCUGUUCAAUAGAAAAGUCGUUUUUCUGUUACUAUACAACAUAAUUAACCUUGGAAUAUGUAAAAUCAAGCGCUAUUGAGUUUCGAGUCACCUAAUCUAGGACUACUCCUAGUUUGUAGGUGGGUAAAGGUUUCUACUUCUUCUUUUACCUAUUUAUUACAUGUUUGCAUGUUUUAACAGUUCUUUUUUUUUCUUUUCUACAGCGAGGUAUCACAUCACCAAGAGCGUAUGUCCUCUAUGACAGCCUCCAACAGCCCGAUCCUAAAUACUUCGAGCAAAUUCUAACCAAUAGCCUACCUGAAGGGCAAAUACAACAGUUUUGCGCUGAUUUCCUCGCGCUAUUCAGAGAUAAAGAACACAAGCGACCUGUGCCAUGUGCCAUCAGAGCUUCUGACAGCGGCAAAACGAGCCUGUUCAGCCCAGUGUUUCAAAUUGUGCCGUUAAGCCGAAUCGCUCGUGUGACCAAACAGAAGAGCUUUAACAAGUCGAUGAUUGACAGCUCCACGGAAGUUAUCUUUCUCGACGAGGCAUACAACAACCUGCUCGACAUAGAUGACUGGAAGAUAAUUUGUCAAGGCAGUUUUACAUCCCACGAUGUAAAAUGGAAGAAGGUCCAGGGGUGCCACUGCCGUGCAAGUAUGUACAUUACAUGUCAACAGGAGAUGGACUUUGGCGAGGCCCGCAAUGACGCGAUGAACCGAAGACUUCACAAGUUCUUCUUCAGAAGCUUGCCCCAAGUUAACCCGGAGGCCAACCAGUGGCUGCGAGAACAUGCAAUGGACUGCAUUGUAUGGGCCCAAAAGAUGGUUGCUACAAACUCCACUACCGCACAGACUGGAAGGACUUUAGGAGAGCGUGAGGACGGUUUAGAAAGUGAAGACGUUCAGAGAAUUUUGUCCGAUUCCCUACUGGAUGACCCCGAGUGCAACACGGAAGGCGGUGAAAUCUCACUCACGGAUGAAGAGGAGAGUGAAGCCGAAAGCGACAGCUCCGAUGAAAAUGAAAAUAACAACCACAUAGACAAGCUUCGCCAUGAGCUCGAAAAGGCGGUGCCGGGUGGGUUUCGGCACAGACAGCUGAGCAUGCUCCUGCGAAACGCUCAAACACAGCACAAAGCCAUCCAAAAUCGCCAAAUCGCCGGACGUCGACGAUAUCUAGUAAAUUUAGGAGUGACCAGCAAAUCGCAGGCAGAUCGACUGAUUACGCAUCCCGACGAGCUGCUACCAACCGACCUCGCUCGCAGAGAACAACAGGCCUUGAAAGAUAGGGCAGAACGUCUCGAAAAGCAAAGGGAAAGAGAUGAGCAGAAGAAAGAAAAAAAAGCAUUCUCUAAUCCGUGGCUGUUAGAAAUAGAAAAAGAAAUGGCCGAGAACAAUAUGUGUUUAGAGAGAGGCACAGACCCCGACAUGAGUGCAACGCUGGGGAGUCUUUUGGAGAUUGACUGUGAGAAACUCCGCACAUUUCACGAAAAACAAGGUACCCUUCGCCUGCAGAUGGCUGUGGAGAAAAGGAAAGAAAUCUGUGUGAAACGUGGAUUAGUGGAUCCUAGGUACGCGAGUUCCGUUAGAGAUGUGUACUCACCUUUACCGGUUAUCGUCGAAGGUAGCAACCAAAACAUGUCCAGGCCAACGGCUUCAAACGACGAUGGUAAUACGCCAGACACCAUCUUACGACCCGCCUGA
Messenger RNA from Porites evermanni, 3223 nucleotides. The record is from the annotation of a GenBank genome assembly. Lineage: Eukaryota; Metazoa; Cnidaria; Anthozoa; Scleractinia; Poritidae.